Molecule: messenger RNA, 1063 nt
Organism: Zea mays
Lineage: Eukaryota; Viridiplantae; Streptophyta; Magnoliopsida; Poales; Poaceae
Exons: 5
Coding region: 171-929 (252 amino acids)
Cellular component (GO): membrane
Source: RefSeq, a predicted model, not a curated record
GGCCAAGCCUGAAAGCAAAGAGUGGGCCGGGUGGCCAGGACCAACGACUUUUCCAUAGUCGUGCUCGUCUUCGUCCACCUCCCGACCCGACUGAGUAGCAAGCAAUUCUCCAAAUUAGGGUUUCUUUCCGCUUGCUUUCCAGUUUGCGGCAUCAGUCGGUGGCGCCUGCGAUGGAGUCUCUGUUCGGCCAAUCGCAGCGGAGGAGGAGGGCGGGCGGCAGCGGCUUCGAAUCGCUCAAGCGUCUGGGUCACAUCUCACCCGCUGUGCAGUCCCACCUCAAACAUGUGUACCUCACCCUAUGCUCCGCGCUGGCCUUCUCUGCACUCGGCGCGUACCUCCACAUCCUCCUCAACGUCGGAGGCGCCCUCACGACCGUGGGAUGCGUGGCCUCCAUCGCCUUCCUCAUCUCCCUGCCCGCUUCACGGGACCAGGAGAGGAACCGCUUGGCGCUGCUCAUGUCUGCCGCGCUCCUUCAAGGCGCGUCCGUUGGUCCGCUCGUCGACCUUGUUAUUGACUUGGAUUCGAGGAUUCUCGUCACUGCGUUCGUCGGGACCGCAGUUGCUUUUGCAUGCUUCUCUGGCGCUGCCAUCAUCGCCAAGCGCAGGGAAUACCUGUACCUCGGCGGUCUGCUUUCAUCUGGCCUCUCCAUUCUUCUCUGGCUGCAGUUUGCUACUUCAAUCUUUGGCCACACCAGCGCGACCUUCAUGUUUGAGCUGCAGCUCUACUUUGGCCUCCUGGUUUUCCUGGGAUAUAUGGUGUUUGACACCCAGGAGAUCAUCGAGAGGGCGCACCGUGGGGACAUGGACUACAUCAAGCACGCGCUGACUCUCUUCACCGACUUUGUUGCGGUUCUUGUUCGAAUCCUUGUCAUCAUGAUGAAGAAUGCACAGGAGAAAUCCCAAGACGAGAAGAAGAGGAAGAAGCGGUAGCUGCUGAAUGAAUUGGAUGACAUAUGUUGUUGUGGUCACUACUUCAUAGUACCGUGUACUCCUAUCCUAUUGUACUAAUAAUAAUAAUAGUAAGACGAAAGAUGACUGCUGGGAAUGAAUAUUUGGUUCUGCUA